Molecule: messenger RNA, 8393 nt
Organism: Diabrotica virgifera virgifera (western corn rootworm)
Lineage: Eukaryota; Metazoa; Arthropoda; Insecta; Coleoptera; Chrysomelidae
Gene: ebi
Product: F-box-like/WD repeat-containing protein TBL1XR1
Exons: 8
Coding region: 292-1767 (491 amino acids)
Biological process (GO): regulation of transcription by RNA polymerase II
Cellular component (GO): histone deacetylase complex
Molecular function (GO): transcription corepressor activity; protein binding
Source: RefSeq, a predicted model, not a curated record
UGACAUUGACAGUUGACUUGUCAUGACAAAAUGAAAAAGGUUAAAAAUUUUGUUAGUUAAACAAUUUGUUGGAUACUCUGAAGGCGUUGGACAAAAACAAAAAUUGAUUAGGGCGAAACCUCAAAAUAUUUCCAAUCAGUAUUAUACAAGGACCAAUUAAACUUAGCCACUAUUAUUUCAGUACGCCUCGAAGAAAAUGAUUGUUUGACCGCUGACACGAGUAUUUUUGUUGAUUGUUUACCGAAAAAAAUUAAAACCUUUUUAAUAGAUGGAUCCCUACAAAUAGCCAAAAUGAGUUUCUCAAGUGACGAAGUUAACUUUUUAGUUUAUAGGUAUUUACAGGAAUCUGGAUUUCAACACUCAGCGUAUACCUUCGGAAUAGAAUCCCAUAUAUCCCAAUCAAAUAUAAAUGGAGCACUGGUGCCCCCUGCAGCCCUAUUAAGUAUCCUUCAAAAAGGGCUGCAAUAUACAGAAGCUGAAAUUAGUAUUGGAGAAGAUGGUACUGAACAAAGGCUAGUAGAAAGUCUUAGUUUAAUAGAUGCUGUGAUGCCAGAUGUAGUAGCUAGUAGACAAAAUCAACAAAAUCAGCAAAAGCAGGCUGUUAAAGCUGAGCAAUCAGAAACAAACGGAGAGGAAGCUGCAGUGGAAUCUACACAAAGUGAAACCAUGGAAGUGGAUGUCACCAUUGAGAUUCCAUCCUCAAAAGCAACAGUACUCCGUGGACAUGAAUCUGAAGUUUUCAUUUGUGCUUGGAAUCCCACCAUCGACUUGCUGGCCAGUGGAUCUGGAGACAGUACAGCUAGAAUCUGGGAUAUGUCAGACAACACAGCCAGUCCUAAUCAGCUGGUCCUGAGGCAUUGCAUACAGAAAGGAGGCACGGAGGUGCCUAGUAAUAAGGAUGUUACAUCGUUAGAUUGGAAUUGUGAUGGAAGCUUACUAGCAACAGGAAGUUAUGAUGGGUAUGCGAGAAUCUGGACAAGUGAUGGUCGUUUAGCAAGAACUUUGGGACAGCAUAAAGGGCCAAUCUUCGCACUGAAGUGGAACAAAAGAGGCAACUAUAUUUUAUCCGCGGGGGUUGAUAAAACAACAAUAAUAUGGGAUGCGGCCAGUGGACAAUGUACACAACAGUUCAGCUUCCAUUCUGCACCAGCUUUAGACGUCGAUUGGCAAACCAACACUUCAUUCGCCAGUUGUUCAACAGAUCAGUGUAUCCAUGUUUGUAAAUUGUCGAUGGACAAACCCAUAAAAUCCUUCCAAGGACAUACGAACGAAGUAAAUGCUAUCAAAUGGGAUCCUCAAGGACAACUGUUAGCAUCAUGUUCCGAUGAUAUGACAUUGAAAAUAUGGUCCAUGAAGCAAGAUACGUGUGUGCAUGAUUUACAAGCACAUUCAAAGGAAAUUUAUACGAUCAAAUGGUCACCAACAGGUCCGGGAACUCAUAAUCCCAAUAUGAAUCUUAUAUUAGCGUCUGCAAGUUUUGAUUCGACAGUUAGGUUAUGGGAUGUAGAAAGAGGCUUCUGUAUUCAUAGGUUAACUAAGCAUACUGAGCCCGUUUAUUCAGUAGCAUUCAGUCCAGAUGGUAAAUUUUUAGCAAGUGGUAGUUUUGACAAAUGUGUUCACAUUUGGUCGACGCAGUCCGGGCAUCUUGUUCAUAGUUAUAAGGGCACAGGAGGAAUAUUCGAGGUUUGUUGGAAUUCGAGAGGAGAUAAAGUGGGCGCCAGUGCUUCCGACGGUAGCGUAUUCGUUCUAGAUUUGCGCAAGCUCUAGCAUUGAGAGAAAAAUUCUGAUAUUGAAAAACUUUUGAUAGUAGUUAGUAAUUAUUUAGUUCUACAUGUAAAAUAAUUAUUGACGGCUGAAUUGAAUGAUUAAUUUAUAAAUAAAAGUGAAAAAGGUGAAGAAAAAGUCUGCCGUGACAUUUCAUAGUGUUAACGAAAACAUUUAUGUAACUGUUUUACCUGUUUAUAAACCACUCAUCAGCGGUAAAAAAAUGUAAAACCGUGGAAUUUUGAAAAUCAACACCCAUUUUAAUGAAAAUUUGGGUUUAAGUUCGAUUGACCAUCUUCUUCAAAAUUUACCUUAUGCCGAACCGUGCUUUUGCCCUGGGGGUAUAAACAAUCCCAUCUAGGUGAUGAAAAAUUUUUCAAUCAAAAUAACUAUGGAAAUCGAUAGAGUGAUCAAUUCUGAGUAAAUUUUGCUCUAUAAAUUUUUUUGCAAAAUUGACACUUUCCUAAGUUAUUAGCGAUUAAAUCUAUACAUUUUUAUUGAAAAAAACGCACGUUUUAUAACCGUUUUUCAUGAAUAACUUAAAAAAAUAAUUUUAUCGAAAAAUCAUUAAGAACAAAAUUGUGACUGAUAAAAACACAAAUAGAUUCCCGGUGCGAAUACCAUAAAGACGAGUCAUUGGUCUUUAAAGGAUGGUUAUUUUCCAAGAACCUCGAAAUGGAGAACCUUCAAUCUCAAAUAACUCGAAUGUGGUGCAAUUUUUUGGGAAAACUUAACAGGCAUCUCUUAAAGUUCAUUAUCUUUCAAACAAGCUCUGACAAAAGUUUUUUUUGCAUAAGAGCUGACUGACUUAUGACAAAAAUAAAGUCGCUCUCUGCUUUUUUCUUUUUGAAAUGUAACAAUUAAACCCUCGUCAAUACAAUCCUAACAGAAAUGAAUAGCUUCCCACUUGAAAUUAACUUUAUUUAGGUAUAGUUGAUACGAUCCAUGCGAUUUGACCGGUUUGGAAUGCCAAGUUUAGAAAAAAUAGUUGAUUAAAUCGAAAAUGACAUUUUUAUAAUUUAAAAAAAAUGCAUUUUUCCUAAAUAAAUCUAAAAGUAUUCAUAAUAUGAAAAAAUGUUUCAAAUGUUAUUUGUAGGAUUUCUUUUACUAAAAAUUUUAAUUUUUCUUUAUUUUGUAUCAUGAAUACUUUUAGGUUUAUUUAAGAAAAAUGCACUUUUUUUAAUUAUAAAAAUGUCAUUUUUUAUUUAAUCAACUAUUUUUUUAAACUAAGCAUUCGAAACCGGUCAGGUUACAUGGAUCGUAUCAGUUAUACCUAAAUAAAGUUAAUUUCAAAUGAGAAGCUAUUAAUUUCUAUUAGGAUUGUAUUGAAGAGGAUUUAAUUGUUACAUUUCAAAAAGAAAAAAGCAGAGUGACUUUAUUUUCUUCAUAAGUCAGUCAGUUCUUAUGCAAAAACUUUUUGUCACAGCUUAUUUGAAAGGUUUUUUAAUGAUCUUUAACGGCUGUCUCUUAAGUUUUCCCAAAAAUUGGCAACACAUUCGAGUUAUAGUCUGGACUGAUUAUCGGAGAAUAGGCCAUUUUUGGGAAAAGUUAUUUACCAGCAAUUUUAUUGCUGGAAUCGAAUUAUAAGAUCCUAUAUAUUAAUAAUAUAGGUAUGCAAAGUCCUCAGAUAGUGUGCUAAUUUUCUUAUAAACAAAAUGGCGCCCGAAAAUCGUGUUUUUUUCAAUUAUUGCUCUAGAACUCCGAAGAUUUUAACUUUACAACAAAAACACUCAAAUAAAAAUUCACCGUGAUUAAAUUCUGCAUAGAGACGUGUUUUUCCCGAUCUGCUCCGACGAAAAUUUUCCUCCAAAAAUGCGGGUUUUCCCAACAAAAUCUUUAAUUUUCAAAUAAAGUUUUAGAUAAGUAAUUAUUUACCAAUAAUUAAAUAAUUUGGUGACUUAAAAGCCUUCUUGGUUUAGAUUAUAGUUCCAGAAGCUGGUGAAAAUUAAACGAAUAUUUUAGCAACAAUUCAAUUGUUAAUUAAUAAUUUACGGUCGCAAUAAUAACCAAAAUAAUUAUGAUACACUGAUCAAACUUUGAAAUCUUAUAAAGAUGAGAUGCCUAUUUAACAUUUUGUCGACUAAAUAUAAAUUUUUUAUUUUUUUGCAUAAUCUUUAAAUGUUUAAAAAAAUAGUUAUAAACAAAUUAACGUUUCUCAGAAAGUUUUUAUUAUAUUAUAAUUUUAAAAAAUAGCUAAAAUGCGCAUUUCAAAUAUCUUGAAAAUGAAUGCUUUAAAACUUUUUUGCAACGAUUUGCAAAAAAGUUAUGAAACAGCAAAGUAAACAUACGAUUACUACGGUGUUAAUAUUUUUUUUUAAUUCUUUCAAAGCGUAGAAGUGAGUUUAAAGUAUAAGCUAAUUAUUUAUAAAACAAUAUCGAUUAUCAGCUUAAUGGUUACAUUUUAAUUAAAUAUUAUAAAUAUAUUUUUUUUGUAAUUUACACGCGCGAAAGUAGAAUAAUACAGUACCGUAGCUACCCGCCCACAUACACAACUCGCGCGGGUUUAAGCGUGUCAGUCGCUUCGAGUGAACAUUUUAUUUCCGGCUCUGUAUCAAGCCUACUUUCGCGCUAAAAAUUCCAAAAAAAAAUAUUUUUAAACUUUGAUUAAAAUAUAACCAUUGCACUAAUUUUGACAUUAUUUGUGAGUAAUUAGAUUGUACCAUAGACUCACUUUUAAGCUUUGAAACAAUUAAAACAAAUUAUAAACAAUGGAGAUAUCGUAUAUUUAUUUUGCUGUUUCCUAAUUUUUUGCAAAUGGUUGGAAAAAUUUUUUUAAACAUUCAUUUUCAAGACCUAUGAAAUUCGCAUUUUAAGUAUUUUCUAAAAUUAGAAUAUAAUAAACAAUUUCUAAGAAAUGUUAAAUUGUUUAUAACAAUUUUUUUUAAACAUUUAAAGAUUAUGGAAAAAAAUGAAAAAUUUAUAUUUUGUCGACAAAAUAUUAAAUAGGCAUCACACCUUUAUAAUCUUUUUAAGUUUGAUCAAUGUCUCAUGAUUAUUUUGGUUGUUAUUGCGACUGUAAAUUGUUAAUUAACAAUUGAAUUGUUGCUAAAAUAUUCGUUUCAUUUUAACCGGCUUCUGAAUUUAUAAUCUAUACCAAGAAAGCUUUUAUUUCACCAAGCUAUAUAAUUAUUGAUAAAUAAUUACUGGCCCAAAAAAUUUAUUUGAAAAUUCGAGAUUUUGUUGGGAAAACCCACAUUUUCCGAGGAAAAUUUUCGUCGGAGCAAAUCGAGAAAAACAUGCCUCUAUGUAGAAUUAAAUUGGGGUGAAUUUUUAUUUGAGUAUUUUUGGUAUAAAGUUAAAAUCUUCGGAGUUAUAGAGCAAUAAUUGAAAAAAAUACGAUUUGUCGGCGCCAUUUUGUUUAUAAAAAAAGUAGCACACUAUCUGUGGACUUUGCAUACCUAUAUUAAUAAUAUAUAGGAUCUUAUAGUUCGAUUAAAGCAAUAAAAUUGCUGGUAAAUAACCUUUCUUUGUACUUUACUACUUAGACUACGUAUUAUAAUUAUUUUUUUUUCAAAAUUUAAAGAUUAUGCCAAAAAAAGACAAAUUUAUAUUUUGUCGAUAAAAUAUUAAACAAGUAUCUCAUCUUUAUAAUCUUUAUAAGUUUGAUCAAUGUAUCAUGAUUAUUUUGGUUAUUAUUGCGAUCGUAAAUUGUUAAUUAACAAUUGAAUUGUUGCUAAAAUAUUCGUUUAAUUUUCACCGGCUUCUGGAAUUACAAUCUAUACAAAGAAAUCUUUGAUGUCACUAAGGUAUUUAAUUAUUGAUUAAUAAUUACUUACCUAAAACUUUAUUUGAAAAGUAUAGUUUUUGUUAGGAAAACCCGCAUUUUCCGAGGAAAAUUUUCGUCGGAGCAAAUCGUGAAAAACAUAUCUCUAUGCAGAAUUUAAUCACGGUGAAUUUUUAUUUGAGUGUUUUUGUUGUAAAGUUAAAAUCUUCGGAGUUCUAGAGCAAUAAUUGAAAAAAAUACGAUUUGUCGGCGCCAUUUUGUUUAUAAAAAAAGUAGCAUACUAUCUGCGGACUUUGCAUACCUAUAUUAUUAAUAUAUAGGAUCUUAUAAUUCGAUUCCAGCAAUAAAAUUGCUGGUAAAAACCGUUUCCAUGAAUUUUGCUAAUUAGCCCAGAUGAAUUUUGCUAAUUAGCCCAGAGUAUUAUGUGAGAUUGAAGUUUCACCAUUUCGACGUUCUUCGAAAAGAACCAUCCUUUAAAGACCAAUAACUCAGUCGUUAUUGGGUUUACUAAGGCGUUUAGAAGCCAAGGAAUACAAGUGCAUUUUUGGUACUGUUGAGAAAAUCAAGUUUGAAGUUUAACAUCUUUCCUAAAUUCUACCGCUUGUCUUUCAAAAUAAUUAGUGAUUGGCUAGUCUUUUUUACUUUAAUAACUUUUUUGUAAUAGUACAAUUAUAUCAGAUUAAAAAAAACUUAUCAUUUUACAACCUAUUUUAAAAUAAGAAACGGCACUUAUACCCAUUAUCUUCCAAUUGUAAUACUUGGACUGUACUUGUAUCUUUAUUCUUUUAAAUACAAUUUUAUUAACAAAACACAGAAUUUUUGUGAAAAAGUUAAAAAUUGGUAUAUAAUAUGAAAAAAGUAGGAAACACAGUAAAGAUAAACUUAACUAGUCAUCAUCGCUUUCAAAGCAGUUAUCUGGUUCGUCGGGUUCUUCCUGAAUAUUAUCCCGAGGGGCUUGAUCUGGGAUUUGUUGUCUUUUCCGUUGUUGAUGAGGCAAAUUUCUGUAGAAGUUGUGAUGGAUGGGAGGCUAUUAAGGGAGGAUUAUUAAGAGAUAUUAUCUAGAGCUCUUUAAAGAUGGCAUCUGGUGAUUAAUUUUUUUAAAAUACCUCCAGAACGCUACCAUUUAAAAAAACGAAAACUUGUGUGCCUAUUUAUUCUCCAGAUAUAAAUCGAUUCCAUCUAUUGCGAAUGUAUAGUAGUGGUCAUAGGCGUCGGUUUUAGGCAGGGCAACGGUUAUUUUAUCGCAUAACUUUUUUUGUUUAUCUUUUAAGCAAUUUUGACCCUGGAUUAUUAAAUUAUGAGGUAUUCUGUUACUAAAAGUUACUCUUACUUUAAGUCGAUAAACUACAAUGUAUUCUAUAAAAAUCGAUAUGAAAAUAUUUCGUUUUUUGAAUUUGAAAACAAUGUUCACAAAAAAAAACUAUUUAGAAUAACGAAAACUGGUACGUUUAUUUUUUUUCCAGAUAUGAAUCGAUUUCAUCAAUUUCGAAUCUCUAGUACCCAUCGUAGGCGUCCGUUUUGUGUAGGUCAACGGUUAUGGUAUCGCACAACUUUUUUGUUGUGAAUUUUUAAGCAAUUUUGACACUAGAUUAUUAAAUCAUGAGGUAUUCUAGUACUAAAAGUUAUUCUUGCUUUAAAUUUGUAAAAUACGCCGUUUUAUUUUGAAAAUAUUUUUCAAAUUUUUCUCAAAUUCAAAAAAUGAAAAUUUUUCAAAUCGAUUUUUCUAGACAACGGUGCAUCUUAGCGACUUUAAUCAAGAGUACCUUUUAGUACUAGAACACCUCACAAUUUGCUAUUACAGUAUCAGAAAUGCUUAAAUGUUACCGAGAAAACAGUUAUGCGAUAAAAUAGCCCUUGCCCUACCAAAACGGACGCCUAUGACCGGUACUAGAAAUUCGCAACUGAUGCAAUCGAUUUAUCUCUGGAAGAUAAAUAAGUUUACCAGUUUUCGUUUUUCUGAAUAGAAGCGUUCUAUAGGUAUUUUAAAAAAAUUAAUUGUAAGACUCCAUCUUUAAAGACCUCUAGCUCCCUUAGGAAGCAUUUUCGGACUGGAUGAAUUGAGUUAAAUUGUCUUAAAAUUGUCUGAGGAAUCUCCGGUCUUCGUUUGUCGGGAUAUUUUCUGAAUGCCCCUGUAUGACUAACACUUAUUUGGAAGCCAAGAGAUAUAAGUGAAAUAUCCAUAUAUGUCACUACUGGUUUUAAAUUCACUUGUAUCCUUUGUCCACAACAUUAAAAUGGGUAUUGACUAUCUAUUUCUGUACUUACCUCCAACUUGACCAAAAUUGCACUUAUACCACUUGACUUCUAGACGCCUCAUAUAUGUCUUUCCUACGCGAAUCUCUUUGUUUUCUUAUGAGUCACAAUUUAUUAUUUAAUAAUUGUUUCUAUAAAAUUAAAAUUUUUUAAACUAUUCAUGAAAAACGGUUAUAAAACGUGAGUUCUUUUCAAGGAAAAAAUGCAUGGUUUAAAUCGCUAACAACUUGGAAAGUAUCAAUUUUGCAAAAAAAAUUUAUAGAACAAAAUUUACUUAGAAUUGGUCACUCUAUCGAUUUCCAUAGUUAUUUUGAUUGAAAAAUUUUUCAUCCCCUUGAUGGGGUUGUUUCAUCCCCAGGGAAAAGCGCAGUUCGGCAUAGGGUAGAUUUUGACAAAGGUUAUAAUUACUACCUAAAUCCAAAUUUUCAAGGAAAUCGACCUUGAUUCUCAAAAUUCCACGAGAAAAUGGCUGUUGAUUGGACUUUUAUGUACAUACUUGAACAUGCUGAAAUAUUUCCAGUAAGUGAUGAUGACGAAUCGUUUGACCGGCGAUUUUUGGAUUUAAACUAAUUAAGACACAUCAGAUAUACUUAAUUGUGAGUUUCUGGACUUAUUUUUAUAAUAUAUAGGUGAAUAAAUUUUUAUUCCAUUA